Messenger RNA from Trematosphaeria pertusa, 1689 nucleotides. Its product is annotated as MFS transporter-like protein. The coding region runs from base 1 to 1689 and encodes 562 amino acids. The transcript has 5 exons. The record is from RefSeq and is a predicted model, not a curated record. Gene Ontology annotation, molecular function: transmembrane transporter activity. Gene Ontology annotation, biological process: transmembrane transport. NCBI's taxonomy places the organism in Eukaryota, Fungi, Ascomycota, Dothideomycetes, Pleosporales, Trematosphaeriaceae.
AUGGAGAUGAACUACGAUACCAAGGAAAUUCGCCAAAUCGAGGCAGAACUCCACACCGAGAUCCUGCCCGGCACCGAAAUCAUGGCAGACGUUGGAACGCACCACUUCGUCAAAGGCGCUCACAAGACCGUGCUCGUUCCGCAACCGUCUGACAACCCGCAUGACCCGCUCAAUUGGAGCUCGCUAUGGAAGGGCGCGUGUAUCACGUCGGCGGCUAUGGUGACGUUCAGUCAGGGCUUUGGCCCUCUGGCGCUUGCGCCCAUGUUUCCGGCGCUGAUGGAGAGCUUCAAUUGCACCCUUGCAGAGGCGGUGCAAUUCACGGGCAUAUGUAUUUUAGUUUUGGGCUUCAGUAACUUCCUUUGGGUUCCUAUUAGCACGUCUUUUGGUCGUCGCCCCGUCUACCUCUUCUCCCAGCUCAUCUGCUUCGGAACCUCCAUCUGGCGCGCCAAAGCUACCUCCUACGCAUCCUUUAUGGGUGCCUGCGUCGUCAACGGCAUUGGCGCCGGACCAGCAGAGACCAUCAUGCCUGCCGUCAUCGCCGACAUAUUCUUCUUGCACGACCGCGGCAAGUGGAACACGCUAUACUGGGUCGUCUAUAUGGGGUCUUUGAUGCUGGGCCCCAUCAUUUCAGGCGCUAUGGCGGAGAAUGUCGGGUGGAGGAGCUUCUGGUGGUUUAACACUGCACUGCUAGGGACUAGUGUUAUCAUGGUCAUAACUAUGUUCCCGGAGACUAAGUUUCAUCGUUUGCAUCCUGAUGAGUUGGAGGGCAAGGCGACGCCAGCUGAGUCGGAGGACAAGGAAGAGCAGCCUGCGACUAUCGAGAAUACGAACGCCGAAACAAACGAGGAUGCGGAGAAGAUCCAGCAAGUCCCCACAGCCGGCUCGGUACUUCCUGACGCAAAAGGUCUCACGCUCGAAGAGACCGCGGCCCGCGAUCCGUAUCUCGGAAAGGGAACGCCGGGGAAGUGGCAGUGGCGCAUCUACCAGCCCAAUGCACAUCCAUUCAAGAGCAUCCUCCUCGACCUCUGGAUCCCAUGGAAGCUCUUCGCCUUCCCGAUCGUCGAGUUCGCCAGCUUCGUCGUCUCCUGGAGCUGCAAGUCAAGCCUUCGCUGCACCGCCUUACAACUUCAAGCCUAUGCCGAUUGUGCUGACUUACCUCUCGGCUUCAUGAACUUCGCCAUCCUCGUCGGCGCCCUCAUCGGCCUCGCCACCGCCGGCCCCUUCAGCGACUGGAUCAGCGCGCGCUCCACGCGCCGCAACAACGGCAUCCGCGAGCCCGAAAUGCGCCUCCCGGCCAUGAUCCCCUACAUCAUCAUCAUGUACCUGGGUAACAUCGUCGUGGCCGUCGGCUACCAGAAGAAGUGGCCCUGGGAAGCCAUCGUCAUCAUCGGCUUCACCUGCGCCGGCAUCCAAGUCGCCGCGCUGCCCGCCAUCUCUUCCACCUACGCCGUCGACAGCUACAAACCCGUCGCGGGCAGCUUGUUCGUGAGCAUCACGGUGAACAAGAAUGUCUGGGGGUAUGGGUUUAGCAAGUUUAUCACGCCGUGGGCGGAGGAGGAUGGGUUUAUCCCCCCGAUUAUGACGAAUGCGAGUUUGAUUUUGCUGUGGUGUCUUUUUGGGGCGUUGUUUUGGUGGAAGGGGAAGACGUUUAGGCGGUGGAGUAAGAAUAGCAAGGUGCACCGGAUGUGA